Molecule: messenger RNA, 927 nt
Organism: Gastrolobium bilobum
Lineage: Eukaryota; Viridiplantae; Streptophyta; Magnoliopsida; Fabales; Fabaceae
Exons: 8
Coding region: 1-927 (308 amino acids)
Biological process (GO): DNA recombination; DNA repair; DNA replication
Cellular component (GO): nucleus
Molecular function (GO): DNA binding
Source: RefSeq, a predicted model, not a curated record
AUGAGUUCAAAAUAUGAUUUUCUGAAGGAUGUUAAUCCUGCCAAGGAGGACUGGAGGAUUAAGGUGAAGGUGGUUCGGACUUGGAAAGUUCCUAACUUUCAGCGUAAAAAUUUGGAGGACAAUCUUGAAAUGGUUUUAUUGGAUGAACAGGGUGGUAGGAUCCACGCCACUGUCAAAGACGUCAUUGGUUUAAUCUCAGGAAUUGGGAAAGUUUGUGAUCGUGUGGUUUCUGGUAGGAAGACAAAAAUGGUGGUGUUGGAGCUUGACGACCUGAGGGGUCAUAAGUUGGAGUGCACUUUGUGGGAGCAUUAUGUGGAUGAGGACCAAUCUUUUUUGGCAGACAACGACGAUCCUCAUAACGUAACUACUUGCAUCACAUACGGGACUAUAAAGGCAAUUGAGAGCAAAUACAACUGGUGGUACAAGUCAUGCAAAAAGUGUCCAUUUUCCGUUUAUGAGGAUUUUGAGAAGUGGUAUUGUAAGAACUGCCAAAAACAUUGGGAAGAUUAUUAUCCGAGAUUUAGUGUUCAGGUCAGAGUUGUGGAUAACACAGAUUCCGCAUCCUUUAUUCUGUUUGAUUGCGACUGUGUGUCUUUGUUGGGAAUGAGUGCUGCUGAAUUGCGCGAGCUGCAUUUCAAGAGGGGUGCCGAUUUGGAUCAAUUUCCAAAUGAGUUAAAUGUUCUGAAUGAAAAGUCAAUGUUGUUCAAGAUAAAUGUUAAGCAAAAGGAUUUGAACACAAAUAGUGAGCCCAAAUAUCAAGUUUCCAAAAUUUGUAUCAGCGAAGACAUAAUCUCAGCGUUCAUUAAGUAUCUUAUAGAUCCAAAUGAUGAAGCGAAUUUCGAUAAUGCACGCGAAAAUGAAGUUGUUUCGUCGGAACUGGAAAAGGCUGCGGUGAGCUAUGAAUUCGAUUUAGAUUCAUGUUAUUAA